GUGCCUCGAUGCGCGCGCCCCCGCUUAGGGUGAGGUCACCCUUUGAACCAGCCGGCGCCGCCUAAACCUGUUUUCGCGCGCUCCCUCCGCCAUUGCGUUGCCCGCGUCGACUUCGCCGCGCUGCUGUGCGGGCGUCCUCGAAACGCUGCUGCGUUCGCGCGGCUUUCAUCGGCGUAGAAUGCCUGGAUGUUGUGUUCCUCAGUGCUCCAACCAUUCGAGAAAUGGUUGGAGGAUGUUCCAUUUUCCAAGGGACCCAAAAAGGCGGCUUCUGUGGCUGGUGCGAGUCAAGCGUGACAAGUGGCAACCGACGAACUCCUCGUGUGUCUGCAGCGCUCAUUUCGAAGCCAGCAGCUUCGAACAGAACCGCGCGGAUGGGUGGAAGAAGCUCAAGCCUAAUGCUGUACCAACGGUGUUCCCAUUCAAAGAACUUCCUAAAGAGCGAAGGCCACCAAGGGAACGAAAUGCACACGUGCCUGCAUUAUUCAGUGACGACGCAGCCGCACACAAUUCUUCACGAGAAGUGAGAAACGUUCUUCCCUCAACUACGCAGGAAUUUUCUCCCGCUGAUUCUUCGUCAGACGGGGAGAUAAAUGAGAGAUUGGCGGCUACGGAAACCAACAAUGCUAAUGGGCAACUUACUUCGACCCCCAGGGAUGCACGGCUUCAAGAAACUGCAAUAGUUACUGCGACCCAACCCCUCGAUUCUGAGGCAGCUGAGCUUAGGAAGAAGAUUGCAGAUCUCACAGCAGCCAAUAAUAAGCUUAGACAACAUCAUAACGAAUCUAAGAACACUGUCAAAAAACUACAGAUGCAGGUACGCAAGCUGCAGAAAGAGGCAACUAAUUUCUCACGAAAUACGAAGUUUUUAAAUGAAGACCAAAUUCGUGCUCUUUCUCGGAACAACAAUCAUGGUAAUUCGUGGUCAGCGCAAACAGUAAAGCAAGGUCUAAAAAUUAAAUUUGCUUGUGGAACCACCGGGUAUGAAACACUCAGAAAGAUUGGCUACCCUCUUCCAUCCAGCAGAACGUUAGCAAGAAGAAUUCAGGGCCUGAAGUUUCUGCCAGGUAUCCUGCAUGAAGUGAUCGACGUCAUGAGGUCGAAAGCAGAGGGAAUGGAGGACGUGGAGAAAGACUGCGUUCUCUUUUUAGAUGAAAUGGAGAUAGCACCCGGAUUUGAACUCGACCGUGGCGAAGACGUGCUUCUGGGAGGAACGACGUUGCCCUCAAAGCCUGAAGAGCCAGCCAAUCAUGCUUUGGUGUUUAUGCUAGUGGGUCCUAUACAACCACCCUCAAAACACGGGAACCGGUACAUUCUGACCCUUAUGGAUUAUGCAACCCGCUAUUCGGACGCCGUGGCGCUACCCAGCAUAGAGACAGAACGAGUGGCCGUAGCCCUGGUUGAGAUGUUCUCCCGAUUUGGCGUCGCCAACGAGGUGCUGAGUGAUCGGGGCACAAAUUUCACGUCGGACCUGAUGAUGGAGGUGGCUCGGCUUCUUUCCGCACGCCAGCUCCAUACCUCCCCAUACCAUACCCGGACCAAUGGCAUGGUGGAAAGGCGCCUGAACAACGUCCUGGUGGCCGAUUCCGGACCCAUGACUAGGGCCGACGCGGUCUUCGCAACGGUCGGGGAGAAGAGGUAUUUUUCCAACCUCGACUUUGUGAAGGGCUACUCGCAAAUCCCGUUGUCGGAAGAACCCAGGGCAAAGACGGGCUUCUCAACAACAUCCGGACUGUAUCAGUUCCGCUUUAUGCCUUUUGCCAUAAAGACGGCCCCUGCGGUGUUUGCAAAAUUGACGCGGAAUGUUGCGGAAGGUGUACCUGGUGUGGAACACCGCUACGACGAUGUACUCGUGGCCACCGAAACAUGGGAGGAACAUCUGAGGUUCCUGGAGCUACUUUUUAAGACCAUCGAGGCGGCCGGGCUAACAGUGAGCCCCUGUAAGUGUGAGUUUGGGAUGUAG
Molecule: messenger RNA, 1960 nt
Organism: Dermacentor andersoni
Lineage: Eukaryota; Metazoa; Arthropoda; Arachnida; Ixodida; Ixodidae
Source: RefSeq, a predicted model, not a curated record